This is a messenger RNA of Neodiprion fabricii, 8809 nucleotides long. It is a transcript of the gene ltl, whose product is annotated as toll-like receptor 6. NCBI's taxonomy places the organism in Eukaryota, Metazoa, Arthropoda, Insecta, Hymenoptera, Diprionidae. Gene Ontology annotation, molecular function: protein binding. The transcript has 8 exons. Gene Ontology annotation, cellular component: extracellular matrix. Bases 1259 to 3118 code for a protein of 619 amino acids. The record is from RefSeq and is a predicted model, not a curated record.
AGCUUGGCGCGCUAAUGCUACCACCGCCUCCAGAGAGUGAGCAGAACCAGGAGGAAAAGCAGCAGCAGCAGUAGCGUCAGCAGUGGCAGCAGAGUAGCAGCCGCGCGCGAGUUGCUUUGAAACCGCGUACGAAAGUAAGAGAAGCUUGUUGUUAGUCAGCCUCUGACAGCGGUUGUCGGAACACAGAAAACUCGGCCACGAACCCGUCGCGGAAAGUAUAGUUUUCUUCUGGCAUUCGUUCUCGUUCGUUCUCAUUCGUAUAAGCCCCGAGUCGACGGAUCAAUCGUUUCGAGUUUCCACCGAGAGUUUCACACACAGGCACGCGCCCUUCAGUUCCGUGUUUUACAACAGUGCAUAUAUAUAUAUAUAUACACAUGUAUGUAUGUAUGUCUGCAUAUAUACAGAAGCGUGUACUCCGAGUAGUGUCCGUGUGUCGGUUCAUUUAACUACGUCGACGUCGACGGAAAACGCGAGAUAUUACAACGCGCGCGCGCGCGUUAACUAGGAGGUAUUAGUGGUACACGAGCUCGUGCACCGACGGACUUUGUCCACCCUUGAUCGAUGGUUCGAUGAAGCUGCAGUGUGUCUGACUGGACCGGAACCAAGGUUUUCCGAACAAUAUUCAUCGUCCCGGUGUCGUCUCCGCUCCGAUUCGUACCGAAUCCAUGUGACUUUGACUCCAACGCAAGUGCAGUUCUUCAAGCCUCCGGGUAACGGGGUGUUCGCGAUACAAAGAGCAAGAUCGUUUCGUUACCAGUGUUAGACGGUUCGAAAGUAAGAAAAUAACGAGGACGUCGAAGGUCGGCAGUGUUUUCCAUCCGCGGACUACCAAGACUCGUCAAUAAGGAACAUUGCGCCGAGUCGUUGAGGACUUUGACGAGAGAUUCCGCAGAUUAUCUCCGUUCGACGGUGUCUCCUGGUGACUUCGUGCAGCGCAGAGUGGCGCCAAUAAGACCGGCGCUAGUGUGUUCGGAUGUCCGAUUGUCAGGUCGAGUCGAGCGGGCGCUCGACUGUUAACCGUCGUCACUCGUCCCUUGGGUGUCAGGGUCAACGGGGCCGCGUCCUGACAUUCGCCGUGGUUGCGGUAGAAGAGGCCGCGCUGUAGAUGUAAGAAGGUCGACGAACGACCGUUUUCGAUUGCAGUGAAAGAAAGAGAAAACGCAAGAGGGAAACACGCGAAAAGAGAACAAUUCUGAGGAGCGAAGGAAGUGAGGGAAGUAAAGUGAUUGCAUAACAAGGAGGACAGAAAGACGAUCGGAUGGUAAUAGUGGUGAUAUUAAUCAUGUCGGGUCUUUUGUACACGCUUCUUGGUCUGGCGGCCAGUUCGACGUUGCACUGUGCGGUUCGCCGAGAGAUCAGCCCGUGCACGUGUCGUCGACAGGAAUUCGGGACCAUGGCGGUGUUACAUGGAAACGGAAAUGGAAACCCAACGACAACGGAACUGAUACAUGUCGAAUGCGAGCAGAUGCAGUCGUUCAAUCAAGUCGCCGAAGCGCUCCGCGGUAGAUUCGUACCCGAGCAGCAAAUCACCCUGAAAGUCACCUAUUCGCAUCUUCACGACAUCUCAAGGCAUGACUUUAAGGAGCUGCGGAUGACAAUUACCAACCUUCAACUCAACUACAACAAUCUCGGAUUUUUGGACGGAGAUGCCUUUGCCGGCCUUGGGAGAACGAUGUAUUUCAGUCUUGCCGACAACGAGGUUCCCGCAAUUCCAAAGCACGUGUUGUUGCAUUUGCCUUUGCUUCGGACCUUCGACAUGGGAAGGAACAGAAUCAUGCGCGUAGAAGCGGACGACUUCAAGUAUAAUCCUGACCUUCACCACCUCGUGCUUGUGGACAAUCUUUUGACGGAACUCGAUCCCGGUUCGUUGCCACCUCUCCUGAAGCAUCUUCACCUGGGAAGAAAUAACUUGGGUUCCCUCAAUCGUACGCUGAGGGAAUUGAAUCAGCUCGAAUGGCUGCUGUUGAACGAAAAUGUGCUAACGUCUUUGGACGGCGAACUGCCGACAGUGGGACGUAAUCUGAAACUGUUGCAUCUCGCCAACAACAAGCUGACCCAUCUACCGCCCGAACUCCGAUUCUUCCACCGUCUGGAUCACCUUUUUCUAAAUAAUAAUAAAAUUCAAAGUCUCGAUGGAAGGCUGCAAAAUGCACGCCGCUUGGAAAAACUCGACAUUUCCUGCAACGAAAUACAAGAGCUUGCAGAAGACGAGUUCACGGAAGCCGAGAGUCUGGAAGAACUGCAAUUGGGUUACAAUUCUAUCAAGUCCCUCGGACGUGGGAUUGGGAACGAGAACGGUAACAGCGCCCUGCUUCCGCUUCGUUCCUUGAGGAUCCUUAAUUUGACUCACAACGAAUUGCGCGAGUUCUCGUUCUCGGAUUUACGCGGUUUGCGCAAGCUGUUCUUUGUCGAUCUCUCCCACAACAGGAUCACCUAUCUGAUGAAGGGUUGGACUCCGACCGAGAACCUGGUCGAAAUGGAGGGCGAAGAGAUUGCCGGGUCGAGUGUGUUCGAAUUUCGACUACAGCACAACAAGCUGAACACCCUCGAGGGCUCGUUGUUCAUGGGAAUGCGCUCACUGCAGAGAUUAAAUCUGAGCCAUAACGCCUUGGGACCGAGCCUCGGACCUCGCGAUCUUAAGGGUCUGAACGCUCUUCGCGUCUUGGACAUAUCUCACAACGCGCUGACGACCCUCGAAGACACAAGCGAGAAUUGGCUUCCGUCCCUGGAGGAGCUGAACGCGUCUCACAACCGUUUGGUCGUACUUUCGGAGCACGAUUUCCGCGGGCUUCCGGUUCUCUGCUGGGCCGAUUUGAGCGCUAAUUGGAUACGAUCAAUCGCCGCAGAGCUCGUUUCAAACACGAGAUGUACGGUACACGGCGUACCUGACGUACUUCGUAUAUAUCUUCAAGAUAACCCGGUGCUGUGCGACCCCGGCAUAGCAAACAUCACCGUUGCUUUUGAGGUGAAUCACGCCAAGCCUUACGGGGUGGCAAACGAUUGUCCGACAACCCCGGCAACGCCAAGUGCGCCAACAUCCCCCUUACCUCCACUUCCGCCGACUUUGUUUUUGACCGCCGCUGGCGGUAAUGUAUCCUUUGCCGCGACGCUUGAGUAAUUAGUUGAUAUAUUAUGCAAAUUCAUAUUACGAAGGCCUGCGUACUACCUAGUCGAGACCUCACAGUAAUGGCCGAUGGAGGGCCAAUUCCGAUAUAAUCACCGCCACACUUCCCGUAGCCUUUAAAAAAGAAGAGGAAGUGAACGUUUGAAAAAAAAAACAAAAAAAAAAAAACAAAACAUAAUAAUAAAUGACCACGAAUCGCCUAUGUAAGGUUUUGAUACGUAUAACGCAUAUUUAUGUCUCGCGUUUACGACUAAUCAUCUGCAACCGAUGAUAAAUUUUAAUCGAUUUUUCUGUAAAUUUAUCGCAUGUGUUGCACAGGCGGUAUGUCUGUCCGCAACAAGUUGGCAAGGGACUCGACUACGCGCGAGAUGCUGCGCUGUAUUGUUUGAAUAACGAUAAAUUCGAAAUCGGUAAAAAAAAUAAAAAAAAAUAAAAAAAAUAAAAAAAAAAAACAAGGAAAAGAAAUACGACUAACAUGACUACCGCGUUGGAUCAACAGUACGAUAUAAAUGUUUCAAGCAGGAGUUGCACAUUUGGUAGUUAAUUAAGAACGCGAUGAAUAAUAUUAAGGGUACAUACGUAUGCAUAUGCGAUAAGAUUCGUUAUGAGCUAUUCAGAUUUCUCGAAUGCAGAAUCACGAGAAAAGAGUUGUAAUUAUGUAAUUCUGUCAAUCUAUACCCAGGACUCGAUACGCUGAGAUCAUCGGAAUAAUGUAACUGCCUGCCACUAACGAACAGCACAAAUACGAAAGGUCUUGUAUGCAAUAAAUUAAGUUCCAUGAUCCGAAUGGUCGCGUCGACCAAUCCUAAUUAAGCGUACCUUCAUACUCUCUCAACAUUGCCGUCGAAUUUCAUUGCUACACUGCACUUGUUCCAUCCCAAAAAGAUUACAAUGUUUCAUUCGGAGAAACAGUGAGAUCAGGACGCCGUCAAACUCCGGUGGAAAAAAUACCUGCUUCAUUGCUUAUACUUUUUGAUUAGUCAUAUUCUUUGAUGAUGACUCGAUCGAGUGGCGCGUAAAAUAAUUUCGUUCGAAUUCUGCGAAUCGCGCUAUAGGUAUUAUAUUAAUUUACACGAUAUUCAACGUAAAUCGUGACGCGCUGUACGAAAGUUUAUCCGUGCGUACGAAACGCCAAGUAAAUUCAGCCUCCGGUAAUAGUGUUGAACUUACAAUCUACCUCUGUCCAUCUCACUGCUUCACGUUAGUUUACAUCGAUUAUUAGAUCGUGCAACAAGCUCAGCGUUUUGUGUUAAAUUCAACGAUUACUUAACUUGUAUUUUAGCAGUAUUUUUAAUAUAUUAAUGAUACGAUUUGUUAUUAGAGUUGGAUAUGAAUAAUGCAUCAAUACUUCACCCGAUAUCGCGAUUCGAAUAAGUUUUUCAGGCAAUAAACCUGGAGGGGAUAUUUGAAUUGUUGCAGAAACAAUUUUUGUAAAUUAAAAAUUUCUCGUUCUCUAUUCAUCCCCUUUUAUUCCAAUUGUUAGUUUGGUCGAGGCAAGGAAACAAUUUUUGAUAACAGGCUUGUUAAUCUACGGUUGUAAAACGUAAGAAAUUUGAAUAUUAAAGUUGGAUGUAUAUUUUUUGCAAAUAUUCGAUAUAUAUUUUUUGAAUGGAAGUUUACUCGAAACCUUCACAUAUACGUAGUAAUACCUGCGUGAUGCAUUAUCAAUGGCAUUGUGACUGUCGAUAUUACAGGGCUUUGAAUUAUUUAACGUAAAGUAAUCUUCGGAUAAAGAGAAAGAGAAAAAAAAUACCAUUUCAAAUAAGGAUUGCUGCACCUUUGUGUUGCCAAACGUAGCAUAAAUUUUAUGACUCACAAAGCCAAUAAUACGAACAAGGUAACACAUGACAAACUAUUUGACUGUUGCCUCGUUAUUUCUCUCAAUUCACGUAUAAAUUAAAAAUCAGGAUAAGCGCAAAUUCCACCAAGCAAGCCGUAAAACGUCGACUAUAACAAUACUCAAGCUCAGGAAUUAACGGACGAAAAAUUUGUAAGAGGAAUAAUGACCUAGAAGAGGGGAUCUGAGAUACCGAGGUGGAAAAAUAUACAUAAGGAAUAGAACUGGAAGAAAAAAACAAAUCGCACAUAUUGCAAUGUUAUCCACAUUAAGUAUGGAGAGACUAGAUUUAACUGUUGUUUAGAUAAAUACUUUUAUAGCCACUGUAAAUAGUUCUUCCUCUAACACAACCGAAUACUUGGAUGCAGAGAUUGAAUGCACUGACGUGCGUUCAAACUAACGAUCUUCUAAUAUAUAUACACAUGAUAUAUAUAUAUAUGUAUGUGUGUGUGUGUAUAUAUAUAUAUAUAAACACACAUUAUACAUACACUAUCAUCGUCAAAGUGCAUAAUCCAGUCAAUUUGCAGAGACAAAGUGAAUCAGAACAACGUAGUAGUAGGUGCUCAACGAAUCGUAAUUAAAAAAAAAAAAAAAACCAACCUACAGAAUGUAUUUGGAAAUUACACAAGUGUUUUCCCGGAGGUUUUUAUUCCUACGGAUGCUACGUUCUAGUAUUAUCUAGACACACUAACCCCAAUAAUGUUUAGAGAAAAACUUAUUUGUAUAGUAUAAAUUAUUUCAUACAUUAAGUAUAAUUUGUAUUAUUUUUCUUAAAAUGACUGGAUUUGGCGCUUCUUAAUAUCAAAUUGUAGAAUAGAAGUAAGACAGAAAUUAAAAUUGAAAGAAAAAAAAAUAUUUAUCUAACUUGUAAAAGUUUAAUUUUAGUACCGAAGAGCAAACGGCUGGUAUUCUACAGCCUGGCAAUCGAUUAAUUCCCACCAAUAGAAAUUCUAUCGUUAAUUAAAUUACCGAUAGUCAAAUAGAUACGCCCUUGAGGUCAAUGAAAUAAAUAAAAUUAUUUGAUACAUGAUUAUAUUCGAUACAUUGAUUGAUAGUGGGCGAUCAAUUGACCUCCUAACUCGAGCCAACGACGGCAAAAUGUUAAUGGCGUGCGUUAUGAAUACGUAAUCGGCUCGUAACGUAGUAUUCAAGUUCUGCAUUUCAGUUCAAAACGUCGUUGGAAUAUAGUCGUAUAAGGAGACUAAUCUAAAUUUCAUUAUCUGGUUUAAUGUAUUUUAUUAAAUCAAAUAAUUCUAAAACAUUGUUUAAUAUGGAAUGUAGAAUUCAGCCGUUAGUGCCGACUGCUAGCUUAAUUAGCUAGGACGCAACGUCAAACUAACUUUACUUCAAGUAUUUUAAGCAAUUGAAUAGGAUACUAUAUAUACUACAUAGGUGCCAUAUAUAUAAAAUAAAGCAGAGACUUGUAUGUAAUUUAGUAUCUAGGUAAUUUUUAUUUAUCCAUGCUGUGAUUUACAGUUGUCAUCAAUUAUAAUCAGAGGGUAACGAUCAUUUGUUAAAAAACUCGCAUCAAAUGAAUUACAUGAAAUGAGACAAAGAAUAAUAUAAUACUAAUUACAGAAGUGAAAGUGACCGUCAACGUACGUCACUAAUACGAGUCAUGUGGUUCUCAAUCUAUGAAGGAAAACGCAAGGAAAAAACAGUUGACUAAGAAUUCAAAGUUUAGCAUGUGGGUGUAAGACCUGCUAAAAAUUUGAUGGAAAUUGUUGAGGUAAACCACACCUUGAAAUACUGCGCGUUUUAAAACAACAACUACAUUUAUUUGAAACAUUUCAUCUACACGAUUCAUACACGCUAAGGGUUGAGGUAAUGAAAAUGUAUUUUGAUUGGACCGUUUCAAGGUUAAUAUAAAUUUAAACGUUAUUCUGUAUAUGUGAUGAGACAAUUAUUAGAUAUUUCAAUUUUUAAUAAUAAAGGCUUUACUCUUUUAAUUCUUUAUCACUUUCACUUUUUUUCAUACACAAAUCUCGAGGUACGACACGCAAAUUUCAUUUUCAAUGAAAUUGUCAAAAUGACCUGCCACCGAUUGCAAUAUUGGGCAAACAACUGUCUCAUUUUAGCUUCCGUCUUCGUUCAACCAAGUUUAUUCAAUUCUUGUGUAGCUCUUUGAAGAUUUCUCGCAAAAGGCAUAAAAAUGCCGUAAUAUCGGAAAUUUCUUGCUGCUUUUCGAAGUUUACAACACAUUUUAAUUGCUCUUGAUGUUCUAGGCUUAAAGAUGGAUGAAUAAGUUCCACUGGAAUAAAAAGCAAAUCUUACUAAAUUCCUGACAAGUUUAUUCUAUUGAUGAUCUGUAGGUAAAAAGAGUGAAUCAAAAUACUGACCUCGCCAUAGAUCAGCUGUUCUAAUCAAGUCCACAUAAUAUUGGGGGCUUACAUCUUUGAGGAGUUCAAAGAAAAUUAUUCGUAUCCGAUCACAGACAUCCGAGGAUUCACUUAUUUCAAUACGAAACUGGAGACCUAAUUUAUAAGCCGAACAAGCUCUCUUUAUUGUAUCCCAUUUCAUUUGUCUCCUUAUUUUUUUUUCCUCUGCAUCUGAAAUUUUGAAUUUCAAUUGAAAUAUUAUUACCACCCAACCAUGUGUGAGUCUUAUCCUGUCACUGUACGAUAAAAUGAGAAAAAUGAUGCUGGAUCGUGAUGAAAAAGAAUGCGACAUGUGUUACACAGAAUGCCAGUAAUGAUAGCAGGGAUGUAACACAAUCGUUCAAUGGACUCUGUUUUGUUUUGACUUAUAAUAGCAUGAAAUAUGAUUCUACCAUUUGUUUUUGAGGAGUGCUAACUUGGUGAUGCAAAAUCAUAGUUCACCUUACAACCGAUUUUAUUAAUUUGGAGAGACAGAUUUAUUUGUAAUAAGAGUUUCUUCAUAUUCUGUUCCACACUGUUACAAUUUCUGAUUCAUAUCAUUCAUAUCAAUAAUUACGUGAAGGUUCAUGUAGUGCCAUAAAAAUGAAACUGACAACCGUUUGUCUUCAUUACACAGAUAACGCUUGAUUCUCAUGGUACUCAUAUCAAAUCCUAGUAUAAACAAGACAUAUCUAGCAACUCAGUUAACAGCUCGGAUGUUAAUUUUACGCUUCGGUUGAGUGAAAAUUUAAGGAAUACCAACAAAUUAGAUUCAAAAAUUGACAAUUGAGAAGUUUUUGCUACUUUUUGAGGUGAAGUUCAUGGAUACAUAGAAAAGAUUAUGGUGAAAAGCUAACUAUGUAACAAAUUAUAGCUGAGAAAGAUCUGUGGAUGAAAGUGCUGCCCUUGAUCUUAUUACCAAACUGCAUGUACGAAAUUGGAAUUUAACAAAUUAGGAGUUCAUAACGAUGUCAAUCAAACCAUUAAUGUUUUCAGUAGAGUUUUUAUUCUGAGGGAAUGCUAUAGUUAGUCUUUACCGACUGAGAAAAUGUCAUUUAUUUAGACUCCUCAGAGCCUAUACAUUACAGAUGUGAAAAUGGUGCAGGUGUUGCAAUUAUUCAUAUAUUGCCAAACAAAAAUAUCAAAAACCACUCAUGUCUCAUGCGAGAAUAAUUCUAGAAAAUAUAAUCCCGCAGAAGGUGGUAAUUACAUCACAGAAAUAAAUUUUCUGGGUUUACUUUAGAGUGAAACAAUAAUAUUUUUGGAUUAUUGUGUUCGACAUUAUAUUGUUACAAAGGGUGAAAUCACCCGUUUUGCCCCCUUUUUAAUGAUCUAGUAGUCAUCAUAGAUAAAAGACGUUUAUAAACCUCUUAUGUCUUUCAAAAGAAUAAGGUUGCUGCGUCAACCAACGUUAUUGUAAAAAACAGUCUUGUUUCAGACUUAAAACCAGAAACACGUACCCUGCCAUUAAAGCUUUUUCUCAACAGUUUA